Molecule: messenger RNA, 693 nt
Organism: Symbiodinium natans
Lineage: Eukaryota; Dinophyceae; Suessiales; Symbiodiniaceae
Source: the annotation of a GenBank genome assembly
AUGAAGCAGUUCUUCGGUGCCGAGCACUGGCGCUCUCGGGUGAAGGAGCUCAACGCGUCGGACGAACGAGGGAUCAACGCCGUCCGGGAGAAGGUCAAAACCUUUGCGCAGCUAGCCAUUGGUGGCGAGAGCCUUGCCGAGUCCAAGGCGCGUUUUCGCGUCAUCAUCUUGGAUGAAGCUGAUUCGAUGACGCACGAUGCCCAGGCAGCAUUGCGGCGGAUCAUGGAGGAGUUCGUGCAUGUCACGCGCUUCAUCAUCAUCUGCAAUUACGUGUCCAAGAUCAUCGAGCCGCUGCAUUCUCGUUGUUCCAAAUUCCGGUUCCAGCUCGUCGGUGCCGAGUUCCAAAAGUCGCGGCUGCUCCACAUCUGCGAGAAGGAGAAGGUGACGAUGAGCCCAGGCGCUCUGGAGCAGUUGAUCUUCCUUUCCAAGGGCGACAUGCGCUGUGCCGUGACAAUGCUGCAGACAGCGGUCCACGUCUACGACAAGGUGGAUGAAGACUCUUUGGUCGAGGUGUUCUGCGCAGUGCCCGAGUCGCAGACGCGGGGGCUGCUGGCGCGGGUGCGUUCCGCCCAGACCACGGACCAGGUGCUCGGAGCGGUCCGCGAUUUCCUCCUGGAGGGCUUCUCCGGCUUGCAGGUCAUGGAGCAGUUGCUGCAGCUCGUCGCAGAGGCACGGCCCCCUUCCAGCUCCUGA